AUGGGUGCUGUUGUAUCUUGUAUUACAAGUAUCUUCCAUGCCAUCGGGGCCUGCCUUAUGGGCAUCGUCAAUACCAUCGGUUCGAUCUGUCAGGCCAUUAUCAGCGGCGUGGUCACCCUCUUGGAUGUCAUCAUCGCGUGCCUGACCUGCGGAUACUGCGGCAAUCGACGAAGAACGAGAACAAGAAGGUCGAGAAUCUAA
Molecule: messenger RNA, 201 nt
Organism: Aspergillus wentii DTO 134E9
Lineage: Eukaryota; Fungi; Ascomycota; Eurotiomycetes; Eurotiales; Aspergillaceae
Exons: 2
Coding region: 1-201 (66 amino acids)
Source: RefSeq, a predicted model, not a curated record